Malus domestica (apple) is the source of this 2254-nucleotide messenger RNA. Its product is annotated as protein WVD2-like 5. NCBI's taxonomy places the organism in Eukaryota, Viridiplantae, Streptophyta, Magnoliopsida, Rosales, Rosaceae. Gene Ontology annotation, molecular function: microtubule binding. The record is from RefSeq and is a predicted model, not a curated record.
UAAAUCCGAAAUCGUAUAAGCAAAAACGCCUCUUCCUCCGAGUCGUAACUGAGUCGGCCCCGCGUCUCCACUCACUCACUCCGACUCGCUUUCAUUAUUUACUCACAUUUCAUACGCUUCAUUCUUCACUCACUCACUCCUUCAAAUUUCAAAUCCACAAAAUUUAUUAUUUAUAUCGUUUAUUAUUAUUUCCGAUUUCAUUUUCUUUAAACCCCCCAAAAAUGAAAAGGAAUUAUCAAAACUCCGACUUUUGAAUCCGAAAAAGAUCUUCCCUUUUGGGUCCGGAUCCUCCGAUCCGCUUCCGCCGUCGUCGCUGCCGUACUCUCUUCACUCUCCGGCGCUCAGAUCCUUGAAGCCGUCUCUGCGGUUGGGCCGGAGCUAAUGAAGUUUUAGUUGUUGUUGUGCGCUUGUCGAGUUAGUGUGUCAUGGAUUCAGAUAAUUUGGCAGCCACCUACGGGCUUGAGGUGGCUCAUCAAAACGGUGUUCAUGGGCAGGCUGGUGUUGUUUCAGACGACAUGAAUGGGACCUUCAGCGAGAAUGCUAUGACGGAGACUGCAGCAUCAAGUGGGAAAAUUGGAAAUGCUGAUAAGGUGGAUGACGGUGGGACUAAUAGCUCGUCUGUUUGGGAAGCUAUAGAGGCCAAUGUCAACCCUGAAAGUAAUGGUUUGACUGUUGCUUUGACUAUUGCUAAGGAAGAUGAAGUGAAGGGUUCUACUCGUUCAAAGCCCGCCAAAGUGCAUAAAGGUCCAGGUAAGAGCAAGAAUGAGAAGGCCCCUGGUCCCAAGAGCGUCUCCCCAACUUUGAUGAAGAAAAGCAAAGAUGGAAAUGGCACUGAGGCAAAAGCUUCUGUUUCAAAUGGUUCAGCUGCUCCAAAUUCAUGCCCGAAACAGCCUAACAAGAAUAGAUUAUUUAAUGGGAGACAGGUUCAGUCAUCCAAUCAGCAACCUGAAAAACUUGAUGCAGAAUUGUCUGAAGGCAGCGUGGAGAAGGCGAAGCUGAAGCCUUUGAAAAAAGGCUCCCAGAAUCAGGCUGAAGGAGAAUCACAAUCCUCUUUAAGUCCAACAGAAGGAGAUAAACAGCCUAGGGUUGGGACACUUCCGAAAUAUGGUUUCAGUUUUAGGUGCGAUGAACGAGCUGAGAAAAGGAGAGAGUUCUAUACUAAACUGGAGGAAAAGAUACAUGCAAAGGAGAUGGAAAAGAAUAAUUUGCAAGCCAAGUCCGAGGAAACUCUGGAAGCUGAGAUUAGGAUGCUCAGGAAAAAACUGACUUUUAAAGCAACUCCAAUGCCAAGCUUCUAUCAGGAGCCUCCACCUCCUAAAGUGGAGCUGAAGAAGAUACCAACUACAAGAGCCAAGUCUCCCAAGCUCGGACGUAGGAAGAGCUUACCUCCUGCAGUUUCUGAAGCACACGGUAAUACCAAUGGUCGAUCUAGCAGGCUUAGUCUGGAUGAGAAAGUACCUCAGAACACUGCUAAAGGGCCCUCUCCUGUGCAUCCAAAGAAGCCACAACGGAAGUCUCUUCCUAGACUCCCGUCUGAGAAGACCACUUUACCAAAUGUGGUGAAUGAGCCAAAAAUGACUUCUAAGGCAGUAAAUGAGGAAAAGACCAACUUAAUUGCUGCAACGAUUGAGGAGAAUGCCACCAUGCCCACUGCAGAAAGUGAAGCUGGAUCUCACACCCAAGAGGAGGCAGCAGUUCCCAAGGCCGAGGUAAGCAAAGAGCAGUCCCAUACAGAUGAUGAGACAGCGGAUGAAGACCAACACCAACCCGUCUAUGUUCAAGAACCUAUAACCUCGGAGCAUUGAGCAGAAAGCAUAGACAAAACUGAACGUGCAGAGAGAGCUCCAUCAAAAGACACUGUUUAUGAAAAUAAGAAAGGUAAUAGACCUGAAUCAAUUUGACGACGAAGGCAUGAAGAAUUUUGCAUUAUGGUUUGUGAUGUCUGUCCUGUCCGUAGUCAGCAGCAUGGUUGUUCUGUGUGCUUGCUUUCAAGGUUGCUGGUCAUUGUCAUCGGAAUUCUGAAUUCCAGUUUUCCGCACCGUAUGUAACCAUUUGCAAGGUUGUUUUUCUAAUUUAUAUGUUUAAGCAUAUGCAUUAGUUGCCAGAUAAUUGGGAAGACUUGGGAAAAUUUUGGAAAAACUUUUGUUAGAUAUAGUUGGUGCUUGGAAAAUAUAUAUGUUAAGCUGGUUCUGUUGAACAAUUGGGAAUUGUGAAUCAAUCAAGGCUGAUUUUGUGUUGUAGAUUUUCCCGGUCA